AUGACUUCGACAACAUCUGAGCUUCUCUUUUCUUCUCCGGUGCCAAAGACGAUGAGCACCGUCAUCAAGGUCGAUGGUGAAGAACUGGCCGACCUUCUUCAUGAUCUAUCGGCCCAAGAACAGACAAUGAGUACCGUCGUCAAGAUUGAUGAUCAAGAAUCAACCGACCUUCUUGACGAUCUAUCGGCCCAAGAACAGACAACGAGUACCAUCGUCAAGAUCGAUAGUCAACAACCAACCGACCUUCUUGACGAUCUAUUGGGCCAAGAGCAGAUUGCAGUGGAGCUUCCUCAAGUGAAGUGUGGGGAUGGUCAUCAUGGGGUUUGUGCCAUUUGUUUGUCUAAGAUAAUUCUUCAAGAAACUGCCCUUGUAAAAGGUUGCGAGCAUGCCUACUGGUUUGUCUAA
Messenger RNA from Ilex paraguariensis (yerba mate), 405 nucleotides. NCBI's taxonomy places the organism in Eukaryota, Viridiplantae, Streptophyta, Magnoliopsida, Aquifoliales, Aquifoliaceae. The record is from the annotation of a GenBank genome assembly.